Uranotaenia lowii is the source of this 1023-nucleotide messenger RNA. RefSeq names its product ribonuclease P protein subunit p29 (gene Pop4). The transcript is spliced from 4 exons. NCBI's taxonomy places the organism in Eukaryota, Metazoa, Arthropoda, Insecta, Diptera, Culicidae. The coding region runs from base 118 to 735 and encodes 205 amino acids. Gene Ontology annotation, biological process: rRNA processing; tRNA 5'-leader removal. Gene Ontology annotation, molecular function: ribonuclease P RNA binding. The record is from RefSeq and is a predicted model, not a curated record. Gene Ontology annotation, cellular component: ribonuclease P complex; ribonuclease MRP complex.
CAUGCACGCGUAUGAAGUAAAUUCGAAUGUGUUCAGAUCCGCGAAUUUCGAAUCUGGUUAUUGUUUUAAAUUGUAUGGUAAACCCGUUGAUAAUUUUCACAUAAAUAAUCGCAAGAGAUGGAAACGAAGAAUACCGAAUGCGUGGCGUUGAUGGAAAGCCUUAUCAAACCCAAAGAAUUGCAUCGAUUCCACGAAACAAAAGGCGCUCGCACAACGGAAAAACUUAUUCCGAACAAGAAAGUUCGUAAGCAAAGGAUCUCCCGGCCUCCCAAAGCGAAGAAGCGUCUCACUCGGAAAGAAAUAACUAACUUGGGUUUAUACGCCCUACCGGAGGACACAAUUAGCUAUGAACAGAUGCUGCCACUGCACCGCUUGUGGUGUGGUUAUAUGGCCCGUUACCUAGGAAAGGAUAAACUACCGGAAGUAAACGAGGCCCAAUAUAACAACUUUGUCUCCGAUGUUUUAAAAGUAGAUCUGCAUGGUGCCAAGGUGUCUGUUACUAGAUCAAAAAACCCUAGUUUGGUUGGAGCAAAGGGAAUUGUCCUAUUGGAUACGAAAGGAACUUUUAAAAUCGUUUCCAAAGACAAUCGUGUUCGAACGAUUCCAAAAGUGGAGUGUGUUUUUGACGUGCUCUGGAACAACAUUGCCAUUAGCAUUUUUGGGAAACACUUGAACAGCAGACCCGCAGAACGCUCGGUCAAAAAAAUAAAAGCUUCAAUCGAAUGUGAUCUAUAGUCACUCGCUGAGACUGGUAAGUUAAUGUAUAAGUUACACUACACCAAAUUAUAAUUUAUGAUAUAAGAUGUAUGUACUUAAUUGUUAACCAAUUCAUUUCAAGACACUUAGUGUUUUAAUUUUAAAACAAAUUUAAAUAAAAUAAAUACGUAUAUCAGUAUAUAUAGAUGCCUAGAAACAUAAAAAUAAAACGAAAGCUUUUCAUGGUUUCAUAUUGAAGAACAACAUUAAGCUGAACUAAAAAUCAUGUAAACAAUAAUUUGUAAAAUGUUUGUCAAUGUUUUUAAA